AUGAAUGCAUUCACACCUAUUGACAGGUACGGUGCAGGUAUUGGCUCAUUGACUAUCUACUUACAACAGGAAGGCUUUCGUCGAAUUCCAAUGUGGACUUUGUCUGGUGAACAAAUCAAUGAUUGGCUUCAAGGCAAAGUUGGUUUUGUUGUCAAUUCCGAUCAUUCAAUAUUGAUCGAAGCGACAAUUGCAAAAGAAAAUGAGACUGAUAUAGCUAUUGAUGAUAUUUCAAUAGUGAACGGUUAUUGCACUAUAUAUCCGAUAUUGGCUCAACCAAAUACCAGUUUCACAAUAUCAACACAACGAACAACAACAACAACAACACUAGGAGUAACGACAUCACUCAUUUCAACUUCAAUAACAAACACAUCAUCAAAUCCACUAUCGACACCAAUCACAACAUCGAGAUCAACCACGAAUACUUGGUUACCAAGUUCAUUUUUAACACCAAAGACGACUGUACCUACCAUGUUAUCAAGCCAAUUGUCGACAUCGGUGAUAACACCAAAACCAACGAUAACCACUAGUUCAACAAGUUUACCUUCAACAUUGGGCAAUUUCGCGAUAGUUAUUGUGAUAUUAAUCCUGUCGGUGCUGGUAUAG
Messenger RNA from Rotaria sp. Silwood2, 603 nucleotides. Lineage: Eukaryota; Metazoa; Rotifera; Eurotatoria; Philodinida; Philodinidae. The record is from the annotation of a GenBank genome assembly.